AUGGAUUCGAAAGACGGCGAAGCGCUGGCGUUCCGCGCGAAACCACCCAGCCCCGGUGAGGAGAUUGUCAUCUCCGGCAUUGCUGGGCGGUUCCCGAAUUCGAACAGCGUCAAGGAGUUUGGCUACAAUCUGUACAACAAGAUAGACAUGGUCGACGAUCUGGAGACGCGUUGGCGUCAUAGCAACGUCGAAAUUCCGCGCCGCAUGGGCAAGGUGAACAAUCUGGAGAAGUUCGAUGCGACCUUCUUCGGGGUGCACUUCAAGCAGGCCCACACGAUGGACCCGCAGUGCCGCAUUCUGGUGGAGCACGCGUACGAGGCGGCCAUCGAUGCGGGGGUCAAUCCCAAGUCGCUGCGUGGCUCGCGCACCGGUGUCUUCGUUGGGGCGUGCUUCGCCGAGUCGGAGAAAACGUGGUUCUACGAGAAAAUCUCGUCCGGUGGAUUCGGAAUUACCGGGUGCUCGCGUGCCAUGAUGGCCAAUCGCAUCUCAUACACGAUGGGCCUGAAUGGGCCCUCGUUCCUGCUGGACACGGCGUGCAGUAGCUCGAUGUAUGCCCUCGACUGCGCCUUCAACGCCAUCCGCAACGGGGAGUGCGAUGCGGCCAUCGUCGGUGGGUCGAACCUGUUGCUGCACCCGUACGUGACGUUGCAGUUCGCCCGGCUCGGUGUGCUGGCGUCCGACGGAUACUGCCGGCCGUUUGACAAGGACGCGUCGGGCUACACGCGCUCGGAGGCGAUCAGCGUGAUGUACCUGCAGAAGGCGAAGGACGCCAAGCGUGUGUACGCCAACGUGGUCUACUCGAAGACGAACUGCGACGGGUUCAAGGAGGAGGGCAUCACCUACCCGUCCGGCGUGAUGCAACGGAAGCUGCUGUCCGAGUUCUAUCACGAAAUUCAGGUUGACCCGUCGACGGUGGACUACGUCGAGGCGCACAGCACCGGCACGGUCGUCGGCGAUCCGGAGGAGUGCGCAGGGCUGGACAAGAUCUUUUGCGCCGGGCGCAAGAAACCGCUUCCGGUUGGGUCGGUCAAGUCAAACAUUGGCCACUCGGAAUCGAGCUCGGGCAUCUGCUCGGUGGUCAAGUGCAUCCUGGCGCUGGAGACGCGGCUCAUCCCGCCGAACAUUAACUUCCGCGAGCUGCGCCGCGAUAUUCCGGCACUGGUCGACGGACGGUUGCAGGUCGUGUCGGAUACGGUGCCGCUCGACGGUCCCCUGAUUGCGGUGAACUCGUUUGGGUUCGGCGGGGCCAAUGCGCACGCCUUGUUGUACGGCAACACGAAGGAAAAGGUUAACCACGGGCUGCCCGUCGACAAUCUGCCACGGCUGGUCACGUGGUCGGGCCGGACCGAGGAAGCGAUCGAUGCCGUCCUGACGGACAUGAGCAACCGCCACCUGGACGCCGAGUACGUCGCGUUGCUGCACAACGUCCAGAGCGAGUCGAUCCCCGGUAAUGUGUUCCGCGGGUACGGGCUGUACUCGAAGGAUGGCACCGAGAACGCCGUGUGCCUGGGCCGCGACACGCAGCACUACACCGGGUUGAAGCGACCACUGGUCUGGGUGUUCAGUGGUAUGGGGUCCCAGUGGACCGAGAUGGGCACAUCGCUGAUGGAGAUCCCGGUUUUCCGGCAGGCCAUCGAGCACUGCCACAGGGUGCUGGAGAAGCGUGGCCUCAAUCUGAUCGAGAUCCUCACCUCCAAGAGCUGCAAGUACGACAACAUCUUGCACUCGUUUGUGGGCAUCGCCGCGGUGCAGAUCGGUAUCGUGGAUGUCCUCCGGUCGCUCGAUCUCGAGCCCGACUUUGUGAUCGGUCACUCGGUCGGUGAGCUGGGCUGUGCGUACGCCGAUCGGUGCUUCACCGCCGAGCAGAUGAUCCUGUCGGCGUACUCCCGCGGUAUGGCCAGUUUGGAGACGAAAACCGUGUACGGGUCGAUGGCGGCCGUUGGGCUUGGGUUCCGCAAGAUCCGCACCAUGCUACCGCCAGGCAUUGAGGUGGCGUGCCACAACGGACCGGACUCGUGUACGAUCUCCGGACCGAAGGAGAACGUCGAAUCGUUCGUGGCGCAGCUCACCGAGAAGGGUAUCUUCGCGAAGGAAGUGCCCUGCUCGAACAUCCCGUAUCACAGCAAGUACAUUGCCGAGAUGGGCCCGAGACUGCUCGCGCGGUUGAACGAGGUGAUCCCGGAGCCGAAGAAACGCUCUCCGCGCUGGCUGAGCUCAUCGGUACCCAAGAUACGCUGGGAUCAACCGGAGAGUCAGUACUCGUCGGCACACUACCACACCAACAAUCUGCUCAGUUCCGUCCUGUUCGAGGAAACGUCGGCCCUGCUGCCGAACAAUGCGCUCACGAUCGAGGUCGCUCCGCACGGGCUGCUGCAGGCCAUCCUGAAGAAAUCGAUGCCGAACGCGAUCCACAUCGGAUUGACAAAGCGUGGCAACAAAGACAACGUACAGUACAUGUUCAACGCCCUCGGCAAAUUGUACAUCAACGGGUUGGACAUUCCGGUGGCAAGGCUUUACCCGCCGGUCGAGUUCCCCGUGUCGCGUUGCACGCCCAUGAUUUCGCACCUAAUCCGCUGGGACCACUCGGAGGACUGGUUCGUGACCAAGUUCGAGAUGCAAAAGUCCACCAAGAGUGGCGAGCGGCGGGUGAAGAUCAAGCUGAACGACGAAGACUACAGCUACAUCGCGGGGCACGUGAUCGACGGGCGUGUCCUGUUCCCGGCCACGGCCUACCUGCACCUGGCGUGGGAAACGCUGGCCAUGGUCAAGGGGCCGAUGUACUUCGAUCUGGAGGUAGAGUUCGAAGACGUCAAGUUCCUGCGGGCCACCUCGAUCACCAAGGACCAGGAGAUCGAGUUCACGGUCAUGCUGCAGCCGGGCACGGGCCGAUUUGAGAUCACCGAGGGGACCGCUGCCGUCGUCACCGGGUACGUGCGGCACGUCGAGAACAUCGCACUGUCGGAGAUUCCGGAUCCGCCGGCCAGCGAUCUGCCGGUGCUGGCCACCCGCGACUUCUACAAGGAGCUGCGACUCCGCGGUUAUCACUACAGUGGAGCGUUCCGCUCGGUACUCGAGGCACGGGCCGACAGCGCGUGUGGCAAGAUCAACUGGGAGCUGAACUGGGUCUCGUUCCUCGACUGUCUGCUGCAAUGCUGCAUCAUCGGCAAGGACACGCGCACCCUCAUGAUUCCGACGUGCAUCGAGCGGAUGCGCAUCGACCCGAAGAUGCAUCUGGCCAUUGCCAACACGAUGGACGAGGGGAGCCAGGUGUUUGAGUUUAAAAACUCCAAAAUUCUCAACACAAUCCGCUGCGGGGGCAUCGAGAUCGUGGGGCUUCAGGCGAGCACGGUUGCUCGGCGUAAGCCACCGGGCAUUCCGGUGCUCGAGUCGUACCAGUUUAUCGCGCACCUGCCGGCACCUGCUCUCUCGAAGGCGGAUGCAGUACGGGUGUGCGUACAGCUGGCCCUCGAGAACAUUCCCGUGCCGAAGGUGAAGGUGGUGGAAGUGGACUUUGGUGAAAGCUGCCCGAUUACGCCCCUGUUCGCAGAGGCACUGGGCGACUUACCGCUCGUCACGGCCGACCUGAUGUUCCUGUCGAAGCAGCAGCUCUCACUGGGCGGCGUUCACGUCGAGGACGGCAAGCUGUCGACGCAAACCAACUCGCUGUUCCUCAUCUCCACCAACUGUCUCGGGCGGGCCGAGUUUGUGGAGCAGAGCACGGCCAGCCUGCACGAGAGCGGGUUUUUGUUGAGCCGCGAAGCGGCCAACCUGGUCGUGGAGAGCAUUGUGCCUCCGACUGGCUUCCAGCUGUUGGCCGUGUUCCCGGUCGAGCACGAGACGUUCGUGUUGCUGCAGCGCAUCAAGCGCAAGUUUAUAGCCGUGCCGACGAUCGUCCACAUUCCAGCGGCGGACGGUCGGUACGAGUGGAUCUCGACGCUCAAGGAUGCCAUCAAGUCUGGGCCGGCCGUGGCGGUAUCGCAGGGUGACAGUAACUCGGGCAUCGUAGGGCUGAUCAACUGCAUCCGCAAGGAACCGGACGGUGGUAUGGUGAGCUGCGUGUUCGUCGACGACCCGGCGGCUCCACCGUUCGACUUGGACCAUCCGGUCUUCAAGAGCCAGCUGCGGCUCGGACUAGCCAUCAACGUGUACCGUGGCGGUCACUGGGGCAGCUUACGCCAUCUGCAGCUGGUCCAGAAGGUGGAAUCGAAACCGCGGCGCAACCACUGCUACGCGAACGCGCUGGUCAAAGGGGACCUGUCGUCGAUGACGUGGCUGGGAGGCCCGUUCAACCAUGGUCGCCCGAAGGGAGAGCUGGUGAAGGUGAUGUACAGUUCACUUAACUUCCGGGAUGUCAUGUUUGCCACCGGCAAACUGUCGUCCGAUUUCGCCAAUCUGUCGCGCGUUGAGCAACAGUGCGAGCUGGGCUUCGAGUACUCGGGCGUCGGCGAAAGUGGCCGGCGCAUCAUGGGCAUGGUGACGACCGGCGCCAUGUCUACGCACGUCGAGUGCGACGAUACACUCACGUGGACCGUGCCGGAAAAGUGGAACCUCGAGGAAGCGGCCACCGUGCCGGUCGUGUACGUGACCGUGUACUGUGCACUCUUCAUCAAUGCGCACAUCCAGAAAGGCCAAUCGAUCCUCAUCCACGCUGGCAGUGGAGGCAUUGGUCUGGCGGCCAUACGCGUUUGCCUUUCGUACGGUCUGGAAGUGUACACGACCGUGGGGACCGAUGCAAAGAAGGAGUUCCUGCUGCAAACGUUCCCACAGCUGAAGGCGGACAACAUUGGCAACUCGCGCGAUACCUCGUUCGAGCGGAUGAUCAUGAUGCGCACCAACGGCCAGGGUGUGGAUUACGUGCUGAACUCGCUGGCCGACGAUAAGUUGCAGGCCUCGGUGCGCUGCCUGGGCAAGUACGGCAAGUUCCUCGAGAUCGGCAAGUACGACAUGGCGAACGAUUCGAAGCUCGGCCUGAACCGGUUCCUCCGUGCGCUCUCCUUUACGGCCGUGCUGGUCGACUUCCUGUUCAAUGCUCCGCAGGAGGAGAAAAUGGUCCUCCACAACAUGCUCCAGAAGGACAUCCACAACGGGGUGAUUGUGCCGCUGAAAACGAACGUCUUCGCUGCGGGCGAUGUCGAGCAGGCGUUCCGGUAUCUGGCCAGCGGUAAACACGUCGGCAAGGUGCUACUGAAGCUCCGCGAGUCGCCAACCGACGAGGACUCGGUGCCGCUCAGCUACCUGCCGCGCGUGUACUGCAACCCGGACCGAUCGUACAUCAUAGCCGGAGGCCUGGGUGGCUUUGGGCUCGAGCUGGCCGACUGGCUGGUGUUACGUGGCUGCCGGAAGCUCGUGAUGAGCUCUAGCCGAGGUCUUACCAAACCGUACCAGCUGUACCGCAUCAACAUCUGGGAAACGUACGGCGUCAAGGUGAUCGUCAGCACGGACGACAUUGCGAGUCGGAGCGGUUGCGAAGCGCUAAUCGCUGCGGCGACCAAGAUAGGCCCCGUCGGCGGUAUCUUCAACCUGGCGGUCCAGCUGAGGGAUGGUAUUUUCGAAAAUCAGACCGUGGAGCGGUUUGUAGAGUCCAUGGCACCGAAAGCGAUUGCCACGCAGUUCCUGGACGAGGUGAGCCGUCGCCACUGUCCGCAGCUGGAGUACUUUGUCGUCUUCUCUAGUGUGUCCUGCGGGCGCGGUAACGCUGGCCAGAGUAACUACGGUAUGGCCAACUCGGUGAUGGAACGCAUCAUCGAGCGCCGGUGGGCCGACGGGCUACCGGCGAAGGCCGUCCAGUGGGGUGCGGUAGGCGAAGUUGGCCUCGUGGCGGACAUGCAGGAGGACAAGAUGGACAUGGAGAUCGGGGGCACGUUGCAGCAGCGCAUCGCGUCCUGUCUGCAGGAACUGGACCCACUGCUAACGACCUCGGAACCGCUCGUGGCCAGCAUGGUAGUGGCAGAGAAGCGGGUUCGCACCAGUGGAAAGGAAAACAUAAUCGAGUCCGUCAUGAACAUCAUGAGCAUUCGCGACAUCAAGUCGAUCUCGAUGGACACCACGCUGUCCGAGCUGGGCAUGGACUCGCUGAUGGCGGUCGAAAUCAAGCAGACGCUCGAGCGCGAAUACGAACUGUUCCUGACCCCGCAGGACCUGCGCUCGCUGACCUUUAUGAAGCUGCAAGAGCUGACGGAAGCGAAGGCGACGGCCGACGAGAACGUGAAACUGAAACUGGCCAACGAAAAAACGCCCACCGGAGUGGCAAUGUUGCUGCGCAACCUUGGCGACGAGUUCAACAGCCAGCACACGAUCCUGCGGCUGCAGUCGGAGAACGACUCGAAAAAGUACAACGCCUGCGUGCUCUUCACGCCCGGUAUCGAGGGAGUGGCCGGUAACGCGUGGCACAACAUUGCCGCCCAGCUGUCGCUGCCGACGUUCAUCACGCAGCUGACGCACACGAUCGACAUGACCACGGUCGAGGAGAUUGGCAACUUCCUGGCGCCGGAGCUGAUCGAAAACAUCUUCAAGGGCACGGAGCACUUCUAUCUGGUCGGUUACUCGUUCGGUGCCUUCGUCACGCUCGAGCUGGCCCGCAUCCUGGAGGAGACGGGCAUGCGCGGCCAGAUCCUGCUGAUCGACGGUGCGCCCAAGUUCCUGCGCAAGCUGGCGAUCGAUCAGAUGACGGAACACUACACGGACGACAGCAUACAGGUGGUGCUGACAUCCGGUAUCGUCAACACGAUUUUCCCGGAGGACAACACGGACGUGUUGCCGCUGCUCGCGUCCUGCACCACGUUCGAAGAGCGCAUCGACAAGCUGCUCGAGCUGUCCAAGGACCAGAAUCUCUACUCGGAGACGUACCUGCGCAUGAUGCCGAAAGCGCUGUUCAACCGCAUCAAGAUUGCGCUCGAAACGGACAUCGAACACCCACAGCCGGUCAAAUCGCCGAUCCUGCUCGUGCGCCCUACCGAAGUGUCGGUGGUGGACAUCGAAGAGGACUACAACCUGUCGCGCUACACCGAGGGCACGGUGAGCCUUAAGUUUGUCGAGGGUAACCACAUCACGAUGCUGGACAACCCGAAGCUGGUACAAAUCAUUGCCGAUUCGGAUCCGGUGCUGGAAUCGGAUCGAUGCUUCCAGAAGUACCUCCAAAGUAACGCCGUCGCAGAGUGAGCGUGCGAUCGGACAUUUCUCUGACGGCGGACGAAGCGCGAUAUACUAAGUGGGCCGGCGGGACUGUUGGACGGGACUGCUGUUGGAAGUGAACUUGCUUACAAAACGGGGUUUGUGCAUGAAUCGGGGACACCACUGGCUAUACAAUGUUCAAAGUUAGUUAAAGCAAUACCCUAAACAACGUAUAAAAUAACAACGAAAAUACACGUUUGAAGUAAUCAUUAAAAUA
Molecule: messenger RNA, 7387 nt
Organism: Anopheles cruzii
Lineage: Eukaryota; Metazoa; Arthropoda; Insecta; Diptera; Culicidae
Gene: FASN3
Product: fatty acid synthase
Exons: 5
Coding region: 1-7158 (2385 amino acids)
Biological process (GO): fatty acid biosynthetic process
Molecular function (GO): 3-oxoacyl-[acyl-carrier-protein] synthase activity; oxidoreductase activity; phosphopantetheine binding
Source: RefSeq, a predicted model, not a curated record